GUAUUUAAAUCUCUGGUCCCGUUACUUCAUAUAUUUUUAAUUGUUGAACCGAUUUAAACAUGAUCCUGUGGAAGCAUGAUAAGUUCAGUCUUGUGUGGAAUAAAAUAUAAUUUACAUUGAUAAAUCAUAACACAAUAAUUCACAUGUCUGAGGAGAAGCAUGAUAAGUUCAGUCUUGUGUGGAAUAAAAUAUAAUUUAUAUUGAUAAAUCAUAACAUAAUAUUUCACAUGUUUGGUGAGAAGGAUGAAAAACAUGGAUAAAACUUGUAAAAUAGAAGGAAAGAACCUCAACAACCUCUUACAUCUAAUAAAUACACCUGCCAGUAAACAACAGCUUCCGUCCAUAGAACUGUCCUCUAGUCCUUUAACCAAACAGAGCCCAUGGCCUCUACCUCAACCCAAAUCAGGUGCUCAUCAGCUCCAGUCUACAGAAUCUGUUGCUCUGGAGAAGUUUAGAUCAAGGUACCAGUCAGAGAGGAACUUCAGUCAACAUCCACAAAGUACAAAGUUUUCUGAAGUCUUCACAGCUUUAAUCAAGUACAGACUAUGUUGCGAAGAAUGGAUUAUUCAGGCUCCACCAAAGAACAUAUUCCUUCUUUUAUCCUGUCUCAGAAUAUUAAUGAGAGAUCUUACUUAUCAGAAACAGUUUUAUCAGUUAAAUGGUCUCAAAUCUCUAUCAGAUCAUUUCCAAAAGGCAACUCAAAGUUACCUAAGAUAUGGAGAAAGUCCCUACAUCGUGGAUAUUCUUAAAGAAAUGUCAAACAUUAUUCAGAAGAUAUCUGCCAUUGGAGAACAGAGAGAAUGGUUGAUAGAAUAUGAAGCACAUAAUUCUUUAGUUUUGCUGCUCCAUGCCAGUGAUGUUAUAGUUCUACAUUGCUCUUUGUAUGCAUUGAUUGGAUUGGCUCAAAGCUCAAAACCAAGACAGGAAAUAGGCAUGCUGAACUGUAUAGAAAUAUUGUUGAUAAUAGUGCAAGAGUAUGAUAACUUGUCUAAAAAAUUGGCAGCUAAGCUGUUACAGUUUAUGUGUCAGGAUCCUUUAUCACGAGACAGUGUAAUGAUACACGAUGGAAUUCCAAUUCUUCUAAGUCAGCUUCACAGUGACAAUGUUAACUUAUUAUGGCAUGUUGUAUGGUGCUUAGCUCAACUUUGUGAAGAUCCUGUUGCCAGCAAAGAAAUAAGACAGAUUGGAGGAAUUCCACUUCUACUUUCUCUUUUGCAUGAUAGAACAUUUGUAACAGAGAGAAUGGAAAACAGCGAGGGGCCAGCCAGUGCUGGAGCCCAUGGGAGGACCCCGGUUGUUGAUGAUGCUAUAUGGGAGACAAUAUUUACCAAACCUCGAGGAAUGUCGAAGUCAGAAGAAUUGAUGGAGAUACAGUAUUCAUUGAAAUCUGCCAGUUGUGCUGCAUUAAUGGAACUAGUUUUGAAUGAUGCUAACGGUCAACAUAUAAUACUGGCUAACGGCUUAUACUAUCUUGGACUUCUUAUUCUUCCACCAUGUAAACAAUGUGUUGGAAAAGAGAGAAAAUGGGCCAAAAAUCUUCAGAGAAAUGCGUUCCGAGCCUUAAGAUUCACAUUCAGUAUGGAGAGAAAUAGACGGCUGUUUAAAAGACUUUUCCCUCCAGAUUUAUUUGAUAUGUUUAUAAGUGUUGGACAUUAUAUAAAAGAUCUGUCAGCUUAUAAAACGCUGGUAGAGAAAAUCAACAGCUAUAGGACUGACAUUGUUGAUGAUAUAAAAACAAACAUAAUGGAAACAAACCAUAAUAGGACACCAAAUCGUUACAUUGGAGAUUAUGCUGUGUUUGAACUCCUGGGGUCGGGAGCAUUUGGUUCUGUGUUCAAAGUCAAAAAACAAGUGGCAGGGCAACAGUUCUUAGCUUUGAAAGAGAUCAAUAUUGACAAUCCAUCGUUUGGUAAGAACAGUCUAGAGAUAGACCAAAGUGUUGGUGAAAUAAUGAAUGAAAUAGCUAUCAUUAAAGAGCAGAUGAAACAUCCCAACGUGGUCAGAUUCCUCAAGACUUUUGUUGAGAGUCAGAAGUUAUACAUUGUAAUGGAGUUAAUCGAUGGUGUUCCAUUAGAGGAACACCUCAAUAAUCUGAAGGAUAAGAAUGAACAAUUUGCUGAAGAUAGAAUUUGGAAGAUACUAAUGCAGAUGGUGCUUGCACUGAGAUACCUGCACAAAGAAAAAGGAAUUUUACACAGAGAUUUAGCUCCAAAAAAUAUCAUGUUAGGAGAAAAUGACAAAGUUACAAUUACUGACUUUGGAUUGGCCAAACAGAAGAGAAGUGAUUGUAGUAAAAUGACUUCAGUAGUGGGAACUAUUGUUUAUUGGUGCCCAGAAAUAGUACAGAGCCAACCUUAUGGAGAGAAGGCUGAUGUUUGGGCAUUAGGAUGUAUUCUGUAUCAGAUGUGUAUGUUAAAGCCUCCAUUCUACAGCGAUAACAUGUUGUCAUUAGUUACUAAGAUAUGUUCAGCAUCGUAUGACCCAAUUCCAACAGGAACUUAUACAGAUAGGCUAAUCAAUGUGGCUAAAACUUGUAUUUGUGAGUCCCCAGAUAAACGUCCAGAUAUUGUUGAAGUAGCUAGUACUAUGGCAGAUAAACUGAUGGUACAUAUAGAUAGCAUGGCCACACAACAAUCUACAAUGGAGAAAAAGUUAGAAAAAGAGAGGCACAAAGCUCAAAGGCAUUAUUUUGAAGCUAACCAGAAUAUGCAGAAUUAUCAUAGAUUAUUUGUUUUGUCACAAGAACGUUAUGACCAUCUGGCCAACUUAGCAGGAAGUGGUGGAGCAUCUGACUUGAAAGAUGCUGAAAUAUUAGAUCCAGCUUUUGUUGAUAUUGAAUUACUGAGGAGUUCUGGAUGUAACUCACAACUUAUUCAGGAUCUGGAUGACAAUGAAAGAGUUUCAGGCUGGACGAGUGAUGAUGAUGACAGUUAUAACAGUAGUGAAAAUGACAGUCGAGAAAAUAGUGCUGGUAGUCAGCGAUCCCUUGAUCGCUCAAGUCUUUAUGUCACUCAUCAACUUCCUAAACCACCAAGAUCACCUAAAGUAUUUCAUGGAGGGAAAUUAAAGAAAUCCAAAUCAUCAAUAACACCUUUGAACUUAGAUAUUCCGUGGAAAAGUAGUCGUGAUUCAGGACUUAGUUCUGGUGACCCAUCACCUAAUAACAGUACUACCACCAGCACAACUGUUUCACUGGAUCCUCUGGUCAAUGGUCAUCUUCAGGGAUUAUCACUUAAAAAGUACCAUCGUUCAAACAGUAGUCCAACUGUCAAUGUUGUACGUUCUAGUAAGAAAAAAGUCAAACGUCCAAACAGUGCUAAUACUCCAACUUUGACCAUUUCACAGAGACGUGUUCGACAAAUAAGUGACCCAAUACUACAGAUGUUGCAUCAGCUUCAUAAGAUACUAUAUAUAACUCAGUUACCCCCUACAUUGAGACCCCACACGAAGAGGAGAAUGAUAGAACGAUUUAAGAGAGCAUUGUUUGCUUCUCAUAGUACAACCUUCAAUCUGAAAAGUGAAUUAAAAAAGUUGAUGUGUGGCUCAAGGGAGGUAAUUGACUUAAACUUGGGGCCAGUAGACAGUGGAAGUCGUUCUAGUUCUACCAGUUCACAGGACAAAGAAAAUAUGUCUGAUGGAGAAACAAGAGGAAUAGAUAGAUUAGAAACCAAUCAGUGUGAUCCUGACAACAGAGACGGUGGCGUCACCUAUGAACAGAUGCAAUACAUGAUUGAAAGUGUACUGAAGCAGUGUGGAUAUUAUAAUGUCUCUCCAACUACAAGGGAGAGAACUCCUCCACUCGGACCAAUCAGAUCAGAAAUUACCAACAGUAGACAUUUUGAAACACCUAGGUAGCAGUUAUCAUUGGUGUUACCAUAGAAACAGUAGACAUUCUAAAUCACCUAGGUAGCCAGUUAUCAUUGGUGUUACCAUAGAAACAGUAGACAUUCUAAAUCACCUAGGUAGCCAGUUAUCAUUGGUGUUACCAUAGAAACAGUAUUACAUAGUGAGAAAAGCAUUAGAUUUUCUGUGUGAAUGAGUUUGAUUGAUGAGAGAGAAAAGUAAUUUAUUAUUGGUCAAGAAAUUGUGCAAUGACUUAUGUCCGUCCAUUCAGUUAUGAUUCCAUCCAGAGUAAUAUAUAUGUCUCCCGUCCAUUUGUUUUACAUGGCAACAGUCAUUCCAUAUUAUUUUUACAUUCCAUUAUUUUAUGCAUAUUUAUAUUUAAUCAUACAUAAGUCAUUCUGUCUCAUUUUAACUUUACAUAUUAAUAAUAUAUUUCUUUAAAGUAGCUUAAAACAUUCUUUUACAACAAAUAAUUUGUCACCCAGUGAAACAUUUGCCAAUAUUUAAGUAAAUGAUAUUUAUUUUGUUUAAAAUGAGAAAUUUUACUUUUAUGACCUUAUGGCUCAUUUGAGGG
This is a messenger RNA of Mytilus trossulus (common blue mussel), 4417 nucleotides long. RefSeq names its product serine/threonine-protein kinase Nek10-like. NCBI's taxonomy places the organism in Eukaryota, Metazoa, Mollusca, Bivalvia, Mytilida, Mytilidae. The record is from RefSeq and is a predicted model, not a curated record. Gene Ontology annotation, biological process: regulation of cell cycle G2/M phase transition; positive regulation of MAP kinase activity; protein phosphorylation. The transcript is spliced from 25 exons. Bases 244 to 3855 code for a protein of 1203 amino acids. Gene Ontology annotation, molecular function: ATP binding; protein tyrosine kinase activity; protein serine/threonine kinase activity.